AUGAGCAUAUUUCCAUUUUAAGUUUAAAUAAAAUUAAUUAAUAACUAUCAUUAGAUUAUAGAUAAUAUUAUUUAGAUAUAGCCAAGAAGAGUUUAAAUAGUUUAUAAGAAAGCAGUUGUUUUUCAAAUAUAAUUUAUAAAACUGAAUUUCAGAAAAAGAUAAGAUAAAAGUAUAAAAAGAAAUAAAUUUAUUAAAAAAAAGGAAAACAAAAAAAAAAUAAAAAAGAGUAAUUCUUUUAUACAAAAUGUAGUGAGCUAAAAUUAUGAGUAAUGGAAGCUUGAAUAAAUGUAGCAAAUAGACUAUUAAAAAAAAAGAGGCAAAAAUGUAAAUUCAGAAGGAUAUAGCUUGAGAAUGGAUUAGAAUUAGAAUAAUGGAAAUAAUUAAUAAGGAAAUUGCAAUUCUUAAUUGGAUAAUUGUGUUGACUAUUAAAAUAAACAAGGGAAAACAGAUUAUGAAAUGAAUUGGCAAUAUUUAAAGAAAGAUAGAGAACCUAUAGGUGAAUUAUAAGUAGUAUUAAAUGGUAAUGUUGUAACAAUUUUGAAACAAUAAAUAAAGUCAAAUGGAAAAAGAUAAAAUAGAAAAUAUAGUGAUUAAGAAACUUAUGCAAUGAGUAAUAAUAUUUUAGGUCCAAAAUUUAAUGAUAUCCCAUGUCCACAGUUUCUAAAUUUCUGA
Molecule: messenger RNA, 672 nt
Organism: Paramecium sonneborni
Lineage: Eukaryota; Ciliophora; Oligohymenophorea; Peniculida; Parameciidae
Source: the annotation of a GenBank genome assembly